ACAAAAUAUAAUUUUUACUUUUGAACAUGGAAAGCGAAGAAAAAGAAUGGAUACAAAGAACGCGCCAACGUAUUACCGCACUAAACUCGCAAGUCGACGGCAUUCUUGGCAUUCUACAGUGGGAUCGCGAUGAAUUAAAACAGUGGUAUGCCGAGAACGAUUGCACUGUCCACACGAUCGACGCCCUGUUGUUCCUCGGUCGAAAUGGCAGCAGCAUGCUCAGCGGUGUUUUGCCAAGAAACAAACAACAGCAAACCAGCCACAGCACCAACAACAAAAAAGUCAAACGACCCACCAUCGUUCAGAAUAAGACCGUCAUCAUCCUUGCCAAGCAGCGUGCGGUAUUUCUACACCCAAGCUCCAUGUAUUGUCUCGUUCAGUAACGAGCGGCAAGUACCAGGCGGGGCACAUGUGGUGCAACAACAUCCAUUGGUCAACAACAACGACGGUGUUGGGACCACCACCGAUUAUGCAGCCUUAGCCAAUUCUAUCCGGGCUCAGCAUGACAUCCCUUCCGUGCCACGUGUCCAUGAUCUCUUUGCAUUUGAUGAAGAAGUGCAAGAAGACAACAACGGGACAUUGGAUCAUCAUGAGAAUCAUCGUGCUAAGCGGCGAAAAGACUCCAAUGUCCGAGAAGGCAUCAGCGACAGCGGUGACGGCGCCGGUGACGGGGGCUGCGACGAUCAACAACAACAACAACAGGAACAACGUGACUAUAGGCGUCGACGAAAAACAUACCGCGUUAAAGUUUCCAAACAUAGAUCCGCGACAGAGAUCCAAAGACAGUUAGUCCAAGCGUACAUGCAAGAAUUCGAGUAAUGCAAAAGUGUUUUGUUAACAUCGACUAAGCCUCAAACUGCAUCUUGGCCUUCUAAGUGUGUGUGUCUUCCUUCUCUGUCUUGUUGUUGGUGAUUGAU
Zychaea mexicana is the source of this 917-nucleotide messenger RNA. RefSeq lists its product as uncharacterized. The record is from RefSeq and is a predicted model, not a curated record. The transcript is spliced from 5 exons. The coding region runs from base 148 to 819 and encodes 223 amino acids. Lineage: Eukaryota; Fungi; Mucoromycota; Mucoromycetes; Mucorales; Lichtheimiaceae.